Molecule: messenger RNA, 1243 nt
Organism: Radiomyces spectabilis
Lineage: Eukaryota; Fungi; Mucoromycota; Mucoromycetes; Mucorales; Radiomycetaceae
Product: RNA polymerase III RPC4-domain-containing protein
Exons: 4
Coding region: 212-1174 (320 amino acids)
Biological process (GO): transcription by RNA polymerase III
Cellular component (GO): RNA polymerase III complex
Molecular function (GO): DNA binding
Source: RefSeq, a predicted model, not a curated record
AGGCCAUCAACUGGAAGUGUUAAGGUGAUUUAGACUGCUAAAUACUCUAUUUAUAUAGACGCGGGGCGAAGGUUCCAGAGAACGUGGGCGUGGACGUGGAAGAGGACGAGGAGAACGCGGAAGAGGGCGCGGUCGUGGAGGUCCAGGUCGUGGCAUCAUUCUCGUUGAAGAAUCAAGCGCAUCGGGUAUCUUUUCGCUCGGUCCUUCGGCUAUGGCACGUUCACGAAAUAUGCCUGGUGGUGGUUACGCAACAUAUGGUGGUGAUGCGGGAUCGAGACAAGAAGCAGAGAGCAAUGAAGAAACAGACAUGAGUGCGCUCUUCUGGAAUACCAAUGACGAAUAUACACCGGUGGUUUUCCCGCACGUAUCACGAUUAGCUAGCGAUUUUGAUCCAUUGGAUCUUUCCAUCACGCCACGAAGAGUGCCAUGGUUGGUGGUGGAUACACCCGAAGAAACCCCGGCCGAGAAACCCGAGCCCAAGGAAGAUGAAGAAUCCCCCGUUCCGGUCAAGACGGAACCGGACACGGAAGAGAUGGAUGUCGACAAAAAUGAAAAGGAGUCCGAGGUGGAAGAGAAGCUUAAAUCACCCGACGCGAAACCUGUUACGGUGGCUCCGGAAACCUCUUCAACGACUGCAGCACCGGCACAAUCAGAUCCGUGGUACAUGUAUGAAGAUUCAGCCGCACGGAAUAUUUUCGGUGUGGAUAAAAAUAACAAGGUGGUCUCGAUUGCGGAAGACGAACUGUUAUGUUUCCAAUUGCCAUCUAUUUUACCCAAAUUUGAAAAGCCCCCGCCGCCGACCAUCGAUGUAGAUGAGGAAGAGAAACCAGUCAAGGAGGAAAAGGACGAGAAGGUCAAACCGUUACCCGCAGCUGCAAAGAAGACGUCAUUAGAGGAUGCCAUGUCAUCACUGGAACUGCAGGACAUGCCUGAUGGCUGUAUAGGCAAAGUGUAUGUGUAUAAGAGCGGACGGAUGAAGAUGAAACUGGGUAACGUCAUGCUGGAGAUCAACCAAGGGAUGCGAUCUACGUUUUUGGAAAAUGUCAUGGUAAUCGAUACCGUCAGUGAUCAGACAAAAAAGGCCAUUGAAUUGGGCCAUAUUGUACAGAAAUUUGUGUGUUCACCUGAUAUGGAUGAAUUGUUGAAAGAAGAUGAAGCUUCCUCCUUGUCAUAAAAAAAAUUUCAAUUGAACUCUUCCAAAAAAAGUAAUUCCAAACCAUUGAAAAAAAAAAAAACUACAGCU